AUGAACGUGGUCAACAUUUCAAGCCCUAGCAGCUUCGCCCAGUUGCUAAAGGACACGACCGAUGAAUUGGUGGAGAGUGCGGCGAGCGAUGGGUCUGGGAAGGGGUUUGCUGUCAAGGACGCCGACAUCUCGAACUCGAAGGGGCUAUACACGCUCGCUCAGUGCACGCCAGACUUGACGUCGGCGGAGUGCAAGGCGUGCUUGCAAGGGGCCAUCAAGAAUCUGCCCAAAGAUAAGGAAGGAGGGAGAGUCUUGGCCCCGAGCUGCAAUGUUAGGUUUGAGCUUUACCAGUUCUAUAAUGAGACUGUCUUCCAUGAAGCACCAGCACCGGCGCCAACACUUGCUCCGCCUCCUGCGGCGGUUGUAGCUGCUCCUCCUUCUUCAACAGUGAGAUCUAAAGGAGUCAGAGUUACGUCUUCCGGGGUUCUUUGCACCGUCGGCGUAGUGUUUUUUCUUUUUCCUUUUUGA
This is a messenger RNA of Eucalyptus grandis, 468 nucleotides long. RefSeq names its product cysteine-rich receptor-like protein kinase 5. The transcript has a single exon. NCBI's taxonomy places the organism in Eukaryota, Viridiplantae, Streptophyta, Magnoliopsida, Myrtales, Myrtaceae. The record is from RefSeq and is a predicted model, not a curated record. The coding region runs from base 1 to 468 and encodes 155 amino acids.